Panicum hallii is the source of this 1512-nucleotide messenger RNA. Its product is annotated as ABSCISIC ACID-INSENSITIVE 5-like protein 2. The coding region runs from base 459 to 1172 and encodes 237 amino acids. Gene Ontology annotation, cellular component: nucleus. The record is from RefSeq and is a predicted model, not a curated record. Gene Ontology annotation, biological process: positive regulation of DNA-templated transcription. NCBI's taxonomy places the organism in Eukaryota, Viridiplantae, Streptophyta, Magnoliopsida, Poales, Poaceae. The transcript is spliced from 4 exons. Gene Ontology annotation, molecular function: DNA-binding transcription factor activity.
UUCAGCUCACCUCCUUCCUCCUACCUUUCCUCUCCCUAUCUCUCGCUCCUCCUCGCGCGCUCUCGCUCCCUCUUCUCACCUCACACCUCACCCUUUUUUGGAUUCUUCUUCCCAGGCAUCGCCUGUCUGCCCUCAUUGGCCCAAGCCCACCUCCCCCUUUGUGGAAUCCUAAAUUCUUGCCUCCCCUCUGCUUCUUCCACCUGCCUCCCCAACUAGGGAAAGGAGCAAGCAAAACAACUAGCCGCAGCCAGCUAGCCAGCCAGAGCCAGCUAGCCGCGCCCACACCCCGCGCCGCCCGCUUCUACUGGCGGGCCUCUGCGAUCCGUCGUGUGUAUGCGCGCCGCCCUCCCCUCCUCGUCGCCGCCGCAAGAUUCUCCCGUUCUUGCCAUGCGCCGUCGUCAGGGGUUCCUGUGUACGUGCUGAUGAUUGCGAGCGGGAGUAGGUAGGUAAGCUGGUGAAUGGGAGCCAAGGCAAUGUCGUCCCACGGCAGCGGCGGCGGCGGCGGGGCCGUGUCGCGGCAGGGCUCGGUGUGCAGCCUCACGUUCGGCGACGCGGACGCCCAGCUGCACGGCGUCAACCUGGACGACCUCCUCCGCGCGGGGCGGAAGACGGUGGACGAGGUGUGGCGGGACAUCCAGGGCGCCGCGGCCUGCCCGCGGGCCCAGAUGACGCUCGAGGACUUCCUGUCCAGGGCCGCCGGCCCCGGCACCGGCGCGCCCGCCGACGCCGGCGCGCGCGGCUGGGCGCACCAGCUGUACCAGCCGGGCCCGGCGCCGCAGCUGGGCCACCACCACCACCCGGCCGUCGGGCGCCCCGUGCCGUGGCCGCUCGGCGUGGGCGCCGGGCCGGUGCUGGACGCGCUGUACUACGACGGGCACGAGGGAGGCGGCGCCGCGGCGGCGGCCGGCGGGAAGCGGGCCGGCCCCGAGCGCGGCGUGGCGGAGCGGUCGAACGAGCGGCGCAAGAAGCGGAUGAUCAAGAACCGGGAGUCGGCGGCGAGGUCGCGCGCGCGGAAGCAGGCGUACACCAAGGACCUGGAGAUCAAGAUCUCGCAGCUGGAGGAGGAGAACUUGCGGCUCCGGGGGCACAAGGCACCGGAGCCGGUAGCGCAGUAUGUGCCGCCACAGGAGGUCAAGAGUCAGCUCCGGCGGACUAACUCGGCCAACUUCUGAUCAUGUUAAUAGUAGUAGUGAACUGUCCUGGCAGUAGGGUUUGUUCAAGUUGUAACCGCCCUGUUGGGAAUACCCAGCUAGUAAGUAGUAAGAACUCUUCUAUGCAGCCCCCAACUUGCAGCAUGAAUCUGGGUAUUGUUGCAAACCAUAGCACCCCUACCAUGUAGUUGUUGCGGCAAUCUUGCCAUCUAACUGAUCCGAUGAUUUCUGCAACCUAUGAUUGCAAGAGUGUUUAACAGAUAAGCAGUUGUGCUGUAUGAUCACCCAAGGGGGAAAAAUGUGGCUUCCUUCUAAUUCAGUUGUCUCUGACACACUAAUCUAUUCAGCUCUUCUUCUUUUU